AUGUCAUUCUUAAAGAAGAAGACAUCGUCAAUUAUAUUUGGCGUCAUUAUGUGUGUACUGAUGGUGGUGUUACUACUGGAGUUACUACAGAAUAAUACACAGUACGAUAAGACACAGCAACAGAAACAGCAGCAGCAACAAAAGCAAAAGCAGAAUCAGAUGAGAUCAGAGAUUGGCUUUGGUGAGAGCAAGUUGGAACAAUACGAUAUAGAGUCUGUCGUCGGUAAAUUGAUUAUCGAUGAUGAAGGUAGUGUCAAUGCCGACGUCGACGAGGACCUAGAUGAGAAUAUGAAGGACAGACGAGAGGACAUGUGCUACGAGGAGAAGGUUUGCGAAGCCGAUGAUUAUAAGGAUGAUGUCGAAGGUCUGCCGUCAGAUCAGACGCAGUCAAGUCCAGAUCCAGCGCAACAAAAAGUUGGCACGGCAACACAGGACGCUGGUGCCGAUGACAAAGACGACGAUGACAACACGUCAACAGAGUCUGAGUAUCGUAGGAUACCAAGGCGCAAGUAA
Messenger RNA from Acytostelium subglobosum LB1, 513 nucleotides. RefSeq lists its product as hypothetical. The record is from RefSeq and is a predicted model, not a curated record. NCBI's taxonomy places the organism in Eukaryota, Evosea, Eumycetozoa, Acytosteliales, Acytosteliaceae. The transcript has a single exon. The coding region runs from base 1 to 513 and encodes 170 amino acids.